CUAGCUGUUUGCACGCCAGCCAAACUAGGAGCCCCUUGGGAAGAAACGACAGCGGACUAUAUAUAUAAAGCAGCACACAUAGAAAUGUCUUCGAGAGGCGGAUUCAGCAGGGGCGGAGGACGUGGUGGGUUCGGCGGAGGCCGCGGCGGUUUUGGAGGCCGCGGUGGAGGACGUGGCGGGUUCGGCGGACACGCCUCGUAUGGACCGCCCGACGCAGUGUUCGAGAUGGGCAGCUACAUGCAUGCGUGCGAGGGCGAGAUGGUGUGCAAGUCCACGAACACCAAGGUUCCGUACUUUAACGCGCCGAUCUACCUUGAGAACAAGACGCAGAUUGGCAAGGUGGACGAGAUUCUGGGGCCGAUCAACGAGGUGUAUUUCACGGUCAAGCUGCAGGAGGGCGUGGUUGCCGAUUCGUUCAAGAAGGACGACAAGGUGUUUAUUGCUGGUGACAAGCUUCUGCCGCUUGACCGGUUCCUGCCCAAGCCGAAGCCGGUUGGCGGUAAGGUUAAGAAGAAGGCGGCCGGCGGACGCGGCGGUGCCCAGGGUGGACGCGGCGGACGCGGCGGUGCUCGUGGUGGGUUUAGCGGCCGUGGCGGAGGCCGUGGCGGCUUCAGCCGGGGCGGAGGUCGUGGUGGAUUUGGUGGAGGCCGCGGUGGAUUUGGUGGAGGCCGUGGCGGAUUUGGCGGCCGUGGUGGAUUCGGCGGCCGUGGCCGUGGACGUGGUGGCUACUAAGGUUGCCUUAUAUGCUUCCUUUCAUUUCCUUUUCACUCUCUUGGGCAGCUUGCCAACCAAAAAAAACAUGAAGUUAUCCGACAUGUCAGCAGCAACGUCGUAAAGAUUGGGAGUGGUCAUUUGAAGGAAAUGUUUUGUAUAUC
Linderina pennispora is the source of this 875-nucleotide messenger RNA. Its product is annotated as Gar1-domain-containing protein. The record is from RefSeq and is a predicted model, not a curated record. NCBI's taxonomy places the organism in Eukaryota, Fungi, Kickxellomycota, Kickxellomycetes, Kickxellales, Kickxellaceae. Gene Ontology annotation, cellular component: box H/ACA snoRNP complex. The transcript has a single exon. Gene Ontology annotation, molecular function: box H/ACA snoRNA binding. Gene Ontology annotation, biological process: snoRNA guided rRNA pseudouridine synthesis; ribosome biogenesis. Bases 85 to 732 code for a protein of 215 amino acids.